Erpetoichthys calabaricus (reedfish) is the source of this 1863-nucleotide messenger RNA. Its product is annotated as POC1 centriolar protein homolog A-like. Lineage: Eukaryota; Metazoa; Chordata; Cladistia; Polypteriformes; Polypteridae. Gene Ontology annotation, biological process: cilium assembly. Gene Ontology annotation, molecular function: protein binding. The record is from RefSeq and is a predicted model, not a curated record. The coding region runs from base 381 to 1547 and encodes 388 amino acids. The transcript has 11 exons. Gene Ontology annotation, cellular component: centriole; ciliary basal body.
GUGCGGUUGCCUAGGUGGCGCCGAAUGCGGCGCGGAAACUGAACUGCUUGGCGGAGUGGCGGUUAACUGUUUGGAUUCGUUGUGCUCGGCAAGCUCUCUCGAGACUAACGGCGAAUAUUUUCCUGUAGGAGUCACCGAACUAAGGAAGGAAAGAAACGAGAAUUUUAUUAAAGUCUAUUUGUGUUUAUUAACGUUUGUCACAAGCAACAGGAGCCUGUCGAGCGGAUCUGCUGGAAGGAAACCGAUCUCUUGUUUUCACCCAGGCCUCUUUUACUGACAGCCUGUUAUCAUUUUUAGUUAUUUAUUUAUUUUUGGUUAAAAAAAAAAUCGAGUUUGGAAACAAGGAAUAAACACUCGAGACCAGCUUUAAAACCACCAGAAUGACUUCCGUGUCGGAAGAUCCAACUUUUGAAAGGCAUUUCAAAGGUCACAGAGAUACCGUUACAUGUGUUGACUUCAACCCUAACCUGAAACAGAUUGCCACAGGGUCAAUGGAUUCAUGUCUGAUGGUCUGGAAUAUGAAGGCCCAGAUGCGAGCUUACCGUUUUGUUGGUCAUAAAGAUGCUGUCCUUUCAAUUCAGUUUUCUCCCUCUGGGCAACUUCUGGCCUCUGCGUCGAGAGACAAAACAGUGCGCCUUUGGGUUCCGAGUGUAAAAGGAGAAUCCACGGUUUUCAGAGCUCAUAUGGGGAGUGUAAGAAGUGUGAAUUUCUCCAGAGAUGGCGAGUUCUUGCUCACAGCCUCAGAUGAUAAAAGCGUCAAGGUGUGGACUGUGCAUAGACAGAAAUAUCUUUUUUCGCUCAGCCAGCACAUCAACUGGGUGAGAUGUGCCAAGUUUUCUCCCGAUGGCAGACUGAUAGUUUCAGCCAGUGAUGAUAAAACUGUUAAAAUCUGGGACAAAGCCAGCCGGGAGUGUGUACACACGUUUUAUGAGCACACAGGGUAUGCCAGUUACGUCGACUUUCACCCAGGUGGAACAUGCCUUGCAGCAGCCUGCACAGACAACACUGUCAAGGUUUGGGACAUUCGCAUGAACAAGCUCCUUCAGCAUUACCAAGUGCACAGCGCUGUUGUGAAUGGACUGUCCUUUCAUCCAUCUGGAAACUACCUGAUCACAGCAUCCAGUGAUUCCACCCUAAAGAUACUGGACUUGUUGGAGGGAAGACCUCUUUACACACUUCACGGCCAUCAGGGUCCAGCUACCUGUGUGGUCUUCUCGAGGGCUGGAGAUUACUUUGCAUCUGGUGGCUCGGAUGAACAGGUCAUUGUGUGGAAAACUAAUUUUGACAGCCUUGAUUAUGGAGAAGUACUUAGAUCAAAGCAAGGCUCAGCAAGUGUCACAACUUCCACCAUACCAGGGAUCCCAGCAAAGCAGCCACAAGUGACCUCCAUACAACCAUUAGAAGAAGAGGAUGUAUAUGUUCCAGAAUUCCAGGGUUUGAAAAUCAGAAAAGAACCAACCACUACCAUCUCAGGGUUCUGGAGAUGUGGUCUGCUCAACCUUCUACCUCCAAGCAGCCAUCUGAAGCCACAAUUCCUGAUGACUUGAGCAGCACACUUCAACAGAUUGUUGGUCAGUUGGAUGUGCUUACUCAGACGGUGGCUAUACUGGAGCAGAGGCUAACCCUGACAGAAAACCAGCUUCGAGAGUGCAUCGACAAUCAACAGAGGAUCACACUUCGGUUUCAGCAAACGGACUGAGCUUCACUUCACUUCCAGAGUUCCUCUCACUCACAGGCGAGUUACUGAAACUCAAAUGCAGCCAAAUGAAUUGGAAUAGAAACUGGAGGACUAAAACUGAAUUGAUACCAUGAUCAUAGCCCCAAAUGCCCCCUUUUAGGUGUCAUAGGAAUAAGCCUCAUUUU